GCCGCCCCGGCCGCGUCGGGUAAACCUGUUCUGCGAGGCGGCCGCGCCGGGGCGGAUCGAGCGGCCGGCGGGUCCUCGCGGCUCGCGGCGUCGGGGCCCGUGGAGCGCGCGGCCGGCCCUCGGCCGCGGCCCUCGGCAGCGCCACCAUGUACUCGGGAGCCGGCCCCGUUCUUGCGUCUCCUGCUCCGACAACAUCACCCAUCCCAGGAUAUGCCUUCAAGCCUCCACCUCGGCCGGAUUUCGGCACCACCGGGAGAACAAUCAAACUACAGGCCAAUUUCUUUGAAAUGGACAUCCCCAAAAUUGACAUCUAUCACUAUGAAUUGGACAUCAAACCUGAGAAAUGCCCUCGGAGAGUGAACAGGGAAAUAGUGGAGCACAUGGUCCAGCACUUUAAAACCCAGAUCUUCGGGGACCGGAAGCCAGUGUUUGAUGGACGGAAGAAUCUGUACACAGCUAUGCCCCUUCCAAUUGGCAGGGACAAGGUGGAACUGGAGGUCACGCUGCCAGGAGAAGGCAAAGAUCGCAUCUUUAAGGUAUCCAUCAAGUGGGUAUCCUGCGUGAGCUUGCAGGCGUUACACGAUGCACUUUCGGGGCGGCUGCCCAGCGUCCCCUUCGAGACGAUCCAGGCCCUGGACGUUGUCAUGAGGCACUUGCCAUCCAUGAGGUACACCCCUGUUGGCCGUUCCUUCUUCACUGCAUCGGAAGGCUGUUCCAACCCUCUGGGAGGGGGCAGAGAAGUGUGGUUUGGCUUCCAUCAGUCCGUCCGACCUUCUCUUUGGAAAAUGAUGCUGAACAUCGAUGUAUCAGCAACAGCAUUUUACAAGGCACAGCCAGUGAUCGAGUUUGUUUGUGAAGUGUUGGAUUUUAAAAGUAUUGAAGAACAACAAAAACCUCUGACAGAUUCCCAAAGGGUAAAGUUUACCAAAGAAAUUAAAGGUCUAAAGGUGGAGAUAACGCACUGUGGUCAGAUGAAGAGGAAAUACCGUGUCUGCAAUGUGACCCGGCGGCCUGCCAGUCACCAAACGUUCCCACUGCAGCAGGAGAGUGGGCAGACAGUGGAGUGUACAGUGGCUCAGUACUUCAAGGACAGGCACAAGCUGGUUCUGCGCUACCCCCACCUCCCAUGUUUACAAGUUGGACAAGAGCAGAAACACACCUACCUUCCUUUGGAGGUCUGUAACAUAGUUGCUGGACAGAGAUGUAUAAAAAAAUUAACAGACAAUCAGACCUCAACCAUGAUCAGAGCAACUGCCAGGUCAGCGCCCGAUCGGCAAGAGGAGAUCAGCAAAUUGAUGCGAAGUGCAAGUUUCAAUACAGACCCGUAUGUUCGUGAAUUUGGGAUCAUGGUGAAAGAUGAGAUGACAGAUGUGACAGGGCGGGUUCUGCAGCCGCCCUCCAUCCUCUACGGGGGCAGGAACAAAGCGAUUGCCACCCCUGUCCAGGGUGUGUGGGACAUGAGAAACAAGCAGUUCCACACGGGCAUCGAGAUCAAGGUGUGGGCCAUCGCCUGCUUUGCACCCCAGCGCCAGUGUACAGAAGUCCAUCUCAAGUCCUUCACAGAGCAACUGAGGAAGAUCUCAAGAGAUGCUGGGAUGCCUAUCCAGGGUCAGCCCUGCUUCUGUAAAUACGCACAGGGGGCAGACAGUGUGGAACCCAUGUUCCGACACCUGAAGAACACAUACGCUGGUCUCCAGCUGGUGGUGGUUAUCCUGCCUGGCAAGACUCCUGUGUACGCGGAAGUCAAGCGUGUGGGAGACACGGUGCUGGGCAUGGCCACGCAGUGUGUCCAGAUGAAGAACGUGCAGAGGACCACGCCACAGACCCUAUCCAAUCUCUGCUUAAAGAUCAAUGUCAAACUGGGAGGAGUCAACAACAUCCUGCUGCCACAGGGCAGGCCUCCAGUGUUCCAGCAGCCUGUCAUCUUCCUGGGAGCCGAUGUCACCCACCCACCAGCUGGGGAUGGGAAGAAACCUUCAAUUGCUGCCGUCGUGGGCAGCAUGGACGCACACCCCAACCGCUACUGUGCCACCGUGCGCGUACAGCAGCACCGACAGGAGAUCAUCCAGGACCUGGCUGCUAUGGUGCGAGAGCUGCUCAUUCAGUUCUACAAAUCUACACGCUUCAAGCCCACCCGCAUCAUCUUCUACCGAGACGGCGUCUCUGAGGGCCAGUUCCAGCAGGUUCUUCACCAUGAGCUCCUGGCCAUCAGAGAGGCCUGCAUAAAGCUGGAGAAGGACUAUCAGCCAGGGAUCACAUUCAUCGUGGUGCAGAAGCGGCACCACACACGUCUCUUCUGCACAGACAAGAAUGAGCGGGUUGGAAAGAGUGGGAACAUCCCAGCAGGCACAACCGUCGACACAAAGAUCACCCACCCAACUGAGUUUGACUUCUACCUGUGCAGUCAUGCUGGCAUCCAGGGGACAAGCCGUCCUUCCCACUACCACGUGCUCUGGGAUGACAAUCGUUUCUCUUCUGAUGAGCUUCAGAUUCUGACCUACCAGCUGUGUCACACCUACGUGCGCUGCACACGCUCUGUGUCAAUUCCUGCGCCAGCUUACUAUGCCCACCUGGUGGCCUUCCGAGCCAGGUACCACCUGGUGGAUAAAGAACAUGACAGCGCUGAAGGAAGCCAUACCUCUGGGCAGAGCAACGGGCGAGAUCACCAGGCGCUGGCCAAGGCGGUCCAGGUCCACCAGGACACACUGCGCACCAUGUACUUUGCUUGACAUGUUGUAUUGUUUAGCGAUUGUGUACCAAGUUGGAUUCACACGAGACCAGCUACACUCAGACCAACAGAUGCCCAGCCCUUCCGUGACAGCCAGCAUCGAACAUGAGACGUCUUUGGUUUUAUUAGAUCCUCCAUUUUCCAGAAUGCCUUCCGUCCCAGAUUUCAGACUUGGAUUUUGAGCUACAGGCCUGUAUGAGACCCCCAUUGUAGGAAACGUGGUUUGCCAAACCUAUAAGCUGCUCACUGAGAGUCUCGUUUCCUAAAAGCAAAAAACAACAAAAUGUCCUAAAACCAGUCUAUGAACUCUCAGGGCUUUAAAACAUUUUAAUUUAUUUGGUCAUUCGAUUUACUUGUUUUUAACACCUGAUUCUCAAUGAAAUCGAUGGGCUCAAACUAGCUGUGAAGGCUCUGAGCGGGAAAGCAGCACCAUUACCAUUGGGGUUUUAAAGCCUGGCCCUAGAAGUUGUCACCAGUGUUGAGUGCUAAGGGCUGCCAUGUACCCUGCAGCCCCAGGGCACUCGGCUGCUAGGUAUCCACAGUGUCCCUCGCUGGCCACUGCCUGCCCUCGAGGCCUGAGUGAAGGCAUAGUGGCCAAGGGGAUGGUCACGUGUGUUUAGGGCAGUGACAAGUUUGAGAGAUUGGCAGACAAGUGCCAUUUUGAUAAAAAUUUAUUUAAAAAGAGAAAAAAGACAAUAUACUGACAGUCUAAUCAUAAGAUUUGUCCUGUAGGACUGUGACAUUUAUUUUCCAAAGUUUCUAAAGAAUACGGGUCUGUGGUGAUAGAUACAGUACAAUCCUUUUUCACUGUUAUGUCUUUAAUGUAAGAGAAGAAUAUAUGUAUCUGGUUUGCAGUAUUAAUGUGGUAGGUAGAUGCUGUUUCCCUUUUGUUGACGAGGGGCGCUUCUUGUGACCUGCUUCACGUACCAGGAGCUGUGGAGCCUGGAGACAGUCCACCUCUUGUGGCUUUUAGUGCUUAAGUAGAGGAAUAUGCACCUGGCUUCACGUAACAGCGAUGCCUCCUUCUUCCCUCCCCACCCCCAGUGUGGACUGUGUAGCCUGUACCUCUGGGAAGGACAGUGUGCUUGCCAGUAAUCUGCCGUCCUCCCUGCCUCGUCCGUGUGUGUCGCUCAGCUGAUGAAGCACAAGUGGAAUUUAUUUAUUCUCCCAUGGCUGGGAAACAAGUUCACGUAAGCGUGCACUGCUCUCAGCUAUGUGCAGUUAUGGAAGGUGGGUUUCAUAGGAUCUAUGCACUGAAGUGGAGAGAGAGCUGCUCACAGUGGCUCUGCCGGCAUGGGAUUGGCAGGUAGGACUGGAACAUGCCGAGGAGCUGACGGUGGGCAAGGCCAGCAGGGAAGGCACGGACUUGCUCUGGGUGUGGCUUGCUUCUGGGCCCCAAUGUGGGUUUGCCAGCCUAGAGACCAUUGAACUGAGGGGCCACUACGAGUGGCUCUGCAAAUGGCAGCAGCCACCUCUGAGUAUGUGUCCUGUGGGGCUUUUUGUGCUUGUACCGAAGCUGCGUGAGCAUCCGGUCCGUUCCACAGACAAGUUCCCGGAAGGAGACGAGCCUUCUCUUCUGUGCUGCUUUGUGCUCUGUGGGUUUUUUCUGCCCCUGCUGACGGCCCUCAUCCCCCAGCUCUGCGUCAUUUACCUCUGACCCUGCGGUGGGGGGAGGGUGCCCACCCUCUCCCCCAGCUGUGGCACCUCAUGCUAGAGGACACAGUACCACCUUUACCCCUUCACCCGUCUGCACUGGGGCUGGUGGGAAGGGCGGGCGCAGUCACCUGGGAAGUCACGCCCUCAGCAGGUGUGCGUCUGUGUAUGCAUGUGGGUGUCUUACUAAUGACAGUAGUCUCUUCUUGCUGUGUCUUUAGAAAUCUUUUAAAGUGACAGACCCCUAGUCUAAGAAGCACUGGGACUGCCUGCUAUCCCAUUGGCAAGUGGCACUUUCUCAAACUGUUUCCGAAAGGAUAUAAAAACACUCAGCUCACCUAACAUGGUCAGGCUGGAGAACUGGUUAAACUAGUGAACUUUUAGAAUCUGAGAUGGUUUUCAGCCAUUCUUAGAACCAUGGGUUCCUAAGGUGUGGCUUCAGCCCCUUGCCACGGGAUCUUAGUCAUGCAAGUGAGUUUUUAGAGUGCAGAGUCUCAGGCCUGCUGCCAGCUUCUUGGACCUGGCCCUUGCAGCCAGCUGGGUAUCUGUGUUUGAGGCCACCCCCACCCACCCACCACCAUGGCUCUGUGGGCUUUCUUAGGCCGUCCCCCAUGAUGCCAGGGGAACAGGAAGGAAGCCCUAUGAGAGCUCUCACACGGAGGAACACUUGUGGGCUGGGGGGAAAAUCUGAGCUGGAAGUUUUGUUUUGAUCAUCUUGAAGGAUAAGUUUUCUUUUCUGAUGGGCCAAAGUACUUGCAGAAAGGACUUUCUGUAGUAGCCCAUGCUUACUUGUGACACUUUUAAUAUGAAAUGUACCCCCAGACCAAAUGUCCUAAUUGAGUUAGAUGCACAUCGUCCACGUGUCUGAUGGCGCAGAGCUUGUGAAUGGCUAUAGUUCCAGUUUCUCAGGUAAAUAAUUGUUCCCCCAACUUCUGCCCUCCCCUUAUUAUCACCAUUCAUUCUGAGACCGUGUGAGACCUCAGUGUGGUAGCAGUUCAGCUACCUUCUGCAGGCGCCAGCUUUUUUUUUUUUUUUUUUGCCGCACCUGUACCCAAGACUGGUGACAGGUGCCGUUAUCUCCUGAGGUGACACCUGGCCAAGUUUGAAGACUGCCCACGUGCUAGCUGUGUUCCCAACCCCACUGUUAAGUAAGGUGUGCCUUGCUUUAAGCAAACUGAAUGUGAUUAUGUUGUUGUGCUCUGUAUCCAUUUGGAAGGAAAACUAGGACGUGCCUGUCUCUUUAAGAGAGGCUACCCAAUUAGACUCUCUCACAGUGGCACUCUUCCUAGUACAAUGUAAGAUACUCACUCUUAAAAACCCAUCAUGACUUCCAUUCCUUUACCACUGUGUACACCAUGCAGCAGGUCGUGUCCCCUCCCUUCUCCCCCCAUGCUGAUGAAGCGAUGGGAAACUCUAGGGAGACAUCGAGGCCCCAUUCUGUAGAUUAGCCCUUAGUGAUACUAGCAAAACUCCUACCCUCGUCACUGCGUGUUAUAAGCCUAGAUUGUCCUAGUCCCCACUGAUUCUGAAACCGAGCACACCUGUACUUCUGGAGAGCGGCUGUUUGGUUUUGGCUUCAUUCUCCCAUUUGGGGAAAUCCUCACAUGCACACUUGAUACCACUUUGGGUCUGCUCUGCCUUCUCCAGAUUUGGCCUCUUGGCCACUCCUCACACCCACCCGCUUGCUGGCCUCCAGGCCACAGGGCACUGCCAGUGGGGAGACUGCUAGCUCCGUGCUGUCUGCAGCUGGCCCAACACCUGUAUUCCUGAUGUUUACCUGUUACUGAGCGCUUGAUAGAAAGACAGCCCCUGCAGUGGGGUUGGGUGGGUUUUUGGGUUUUUUUCUUUCCGUUGUCUUGUAUUUUGUUGUUUUUAAAUGCAAAUGUUGUAUUUAUUUUUUUUUCCUCUCCUGCUCUGGUUUGACUUAGCUGACUGGCUAUCCCAAUGCAUGUGGUACCUGAUGGACAUGGUAGAGACUAUUUCCCCCCACUUUUAUAUAUGACCCAAUGUUUACCUUCAGGCUUGCUAAUGCUUUAUUUUUGGAAGCCACAGAUGUAGUUUUUCUGGAUGAAUUGUUUUUCCUAUAGAUGCAGCAGUAUGCUUUUGCAUUGAUCUGCAGGGUGAUUUGAAUUUUAUUUUUACAAGCAGUUUUUCAAUCAAAUUCUAUAUUUGAUACAAUGUGUUAAGGGUAGACCAGCCCCCGAGUCAUGCAGCUGGGGACCCCUGAGUGUCCAGGAGGCCUUAGGGCUGGGUGGCUUCUCUUGGUCGUCCCUGUGGUGGUAGCACUGGUCAGUCACAGGAGCCUUCAGGGUCCUUUAGCGUAGCCCUGACCUCUUGGGUUGUUACAAGGAUUUUUUCCAUGGGCAUUUUGCUACGCAGACAGUGGACAAUCCGGUGGCCCCAGACAAGCCAUAAGCAACCUUUCUGUGACCUCUCCCUGACUCAUCUUUCACACCCAUGGGAUAAGGAAUGUGCCCGAGUAGACGCGACACUCCUUGGUGUUCAUACGCCUCACUUGUGAAUACAGACAUUUGUUUAUGUUCUAAGCCCUUCCCUGCAGUACCCAUGCUGGCUGGCUCACUAUAGACAGAGCACAUGCAACUCUUGUCAUGAGCGCCCUGUUGUAAGCAUGCUGACUCCUGUAAGUUGCACUGAGUGUUGACAGUUUUCUUUCUUGUGUCCAACUCCCUAUCUGCUGUACUCAUUUGAAGUGAUUGUAAACAGAUUCACAGUGGCAAGAGUGAUGUAGAUGUGGGACAUUGCCUCACUUCUGCGAUUCCCAACACACAUUUCAGUAUUAAUAUGCUAGAGUGUGCGGACUGGGCUCUAUUCUCUCGAGCAUUGUGGGCUAGCCUUGUCUCUCACUCUGACCAGAAGUUCUCCCCCUCUAUACAGGACAGCAUGCUCUUCGAGACCUGAAGGCUUGAAUGUUAACUAACAUAUUAGUUAGGAGUCUUUGUGACACUUUGGUCUGUUUAAUUUAAUUUUCUUGUGAUCUGCAAGGCCUGCCCCCCAAAGCAUGUCAAUCUCGUUCUGUGUGGUCUUUGUGAGCUUGGACAGCAUAUGAAUAGCCCAGUCGGUGUUAACAGGCCAUUGCAGCAUUCGUGGGCCAGCCUUCAACUUAAAGCUGUGAUCACUGCUUUGUCAGACUGUCAUUUGUGGUCCAUCCAUGGGAGACCUGAAGCCUGGUGCAGCCCUUCAUGCCUUGUGAGCCUGCUGGGAUCGAAGUACGUGUUCUGUUUAGCCCCACAUGAACUGUCUGUGGUCAGGGUACCCAGUGUCUGAAACAAAAGGAAUUAUCACACUCAAACCACCGAGAGAGAGAGAGAGAGAGAGAGAGAGAGAGAGAGAGAGAGAGAGAGAGAGAGAGGUGAGUGUUGUGAGUGUGUGUGAGUGUGAGAGUAUGAGUGUCAGUGCCAUUGCAGAGCCCUCACCUUGUGUCUUUGGAUUUGUUCAGCCAUUUUAUUUGUCUCAAGUUGAAUGUAUCGGCUUAGCCAAAUCACUACAGAAGGUGGUUUCUAAAACCUUUUAGACAGAUGCAUAAAAGCUACCUCUGACUUCUCAUAGAUUUGUGUUUGCUCUGAAGCAUCAUCGCUAUCCACACUGAAUAUAGCCAAAAUAUCGCCUGAAUAAACUGAGUUGUGAACGCCUCUGUUCGGUUCCGGCUUGAAAACGUGUGUGCCAUACUGUGACCUGGGGCGGCGGCUCUCCUCAGCACCACCCAGCUACAAGAUUCUAGCAUCCAAGAGGCUGGUGGAGGGGGCUUCUCUGCAUGGGGAGCACACACCCUCCACGCUGGUGGGCGUGGCUGUGCAGAGCCACCCGUGGCUGAGCCUGGGGAUAGUCUGUUCCUGCCUGGUUUUGCUUUCCUAUUUAAUAAUGUAAGAAGGCAUCUUUAACCCUGCUUUGCUUAUGAAUGGAUUGAAAGUGGCUUCCCUGCUCUCUCCUCCCUUUUUAUACACUAUAAACUCAUAAAGGUGCUUAAACACCGACUCUUGUGCAGAUAAUGUAUUUAAGCAGUUGCAUGGAUUCAUGGAUUCAGAUAGCGCAGGCAUAGCUGACCUUGGGACCCUUGUGAAAGUGAAGGACGGAAGGCUCCGUGCUCCGUUUGGAAGGAGCAGUGGACUCUGCUUGAGGAGAAGUUCCCUCUAGUCUUGGCAGUGCAGGUCUAACUUAACAGAUUUGUCAUGGGGACCCACCGCCUCUGACCAGCUGUCCUGUGGUUGUCCACUUUGCUGUCCAGAAGGUCAUCCUUUUACACCAUGGUUCCACCUGUAUCCCCUCGGGCUCCCUCCUCCUAAAGUUUCCUUGGGAAGUCAGCAUACGAUCCUAGAUCCCUCCAUUAGUUGGGUUAGGGAAGCCUGAGGGGCAGAUGGACCGUGUCAUGAGGCAGGUGCCUGGGUACUGGCUGGGCAGGGCAGGGCACUCUUCUCUAGGUUAUCUCUGUGCCCUAACCCCCACCCCGUUGUAGUAUUGCGUGGGUGGGGGUUGACAUCUUCCAUUCUUUCGACUUGGACAGCUCAGUACCCCUAGAAUCCCUCACAUAUAUUUCUCUGUGUGGAGAACCGGAGGCAUGGAGGGUUACUUAGGACUCUGAUUUGGCUGGGAUUUGAAAAUCCCAGGAAGCAAAGGGUGCUACAUAUGUUAUGCUUAGGGUGACACCCAGGUGUGGUGGUGUAAGCCACAGCCUCAGGGCACCAGCACAGAGGCAGGCAGCCUCCCCACUCAAGAGGCUUGUGAAGGAUACCAAACCAGCAGGAGCCCUGGCCACUGCAGUGUUCAGCUAACACUUCUUUCUACUGGUGGAAGUGAGAACACUGAAACCUUCCAAAGGCCUGGCAGUUCUAGUUUCUCCAUUCCUGAGGGCUAAAAGGCUGAACGAGCUCCUGCUUUGCUUAGAGCUGCCUUUAUUUGAAUUCAUUUAGAGGUAAAGCAUCUUUAAGGACCGUAUCUCUUCCCUGUGCCACCAGCCAGUAGGUGGCGGAGGCCCUUUUCAUUCAGUUCUCCUGCAUCUUCAAGCUCUGGGACAUCAGUGAGGUCACAAGAGCACCCACAGCAGCCAUCAGCAGAGUGAGUACUCAAACGGGACAGAAAGCAGAAACUGUACAGGUUGUAAUGGCCACUCCAGGUUGUGACACAUCCUGCACAGCAGGUGGCCUCAGCCCGCCCUUCCUCUUGAAAGUCUGUUUUCGGUGUCCCUUCAGAAUCAUGCUGGGCUGGUUGUUAGGUGACCCUACCUAGAAGCUCCGCGAGCCCUCACUCUUUCUUGCAGACUGUGAUGCCACCUUGUAGCCUGCGGCUGUGGAAACACAGUCCUAUCCUGGGUUCUCUGUGCCCUGAAGUGCAGUUGCACCUCUGCUGGGGUUUGGUCAGGCACUGGCAAAGGCUACUUGCUGGCCUUGUGUUUGCUGCCCCUCAGCGAGACCGUGUGUUCUAGUGGAAGUAGACUUAGAGGGAAUUGGAAUCAUGUCUUUGUGAAUCGAGUGUGAAGUCCUCGGGCCUAAGGUGCUACUUGGUCCUAAUGUUUUGGAGUGCUUUUCUGUUGUUGUUACUCCAUUGUUACUUACUCUGUCCUAUGACACUGGGGGAGACUGCUCGCUUGGGUGUGGUGUCGCUUACACCGAAAACAUAGGACUCCAGCUUUGACGUGCCCAUGGUGUGACUUUCAUCUCUGACCUUCUCAAGUCAGGGAUGGUGCCUAGUCUAAUAAAAUCCUUCCUCCCUGUCAAGCCAUUGCUUUGGUUGGUUUCAACAGGGGAAGUAGUCCAGUCUGGUUUUUCUGUUUUUUUUUUUUUUUUUAAUUGCAUAGAAAAGGCCGUUGCCUGUGCAGACUGCAGACGGAUAACACAUUUAGCAAAUUUGGUUCCUCUUCAAAGCCAAAUAGACCUAUGUGAUUAAACUCCAAGAGGGUACAAUUCAGCAUUAAAUUAAAAUCUGAGUCAUGAGUUUGAGAGAGGGAAUUUCAGUAUAGUUGAUAACGUUAUGAAUUCAUGUUUUAUAAUUGUAGAGGCAAGUGAGUAUUUAAAAAAAUGUAAGAGAAUAAUUGUAAGUUUCUGUGCAACAAUUCAGCUACUGCCUCAUAAAUACAGGAAGAGACCAUAGCCCCGAAUCUCGACCCUCUUACCUCCCGUUCCACUUCAGAUUGCCUGCCUAAUAUGUAUUUUGAGGGGUUUUAACCCUUGGUUUUAUCAAAUUUUCUAGUUUUAUUUUAUUUUUAUAAAAUAAUUGAGAAAGAACCAAAAAUGAAUUCAGAAGUUCCCCAGUGGCUCCUACCCCAGUCUUAAUUUCCUCCCACACUCAAACGUUUCAGAAGACAUUUUGAACCAAAAUGUAUUCCAUCCAUUUACCAUUUGCUACUUUCUGAGAAGUGGAGCGGCUACCAAGGCCUGUUUCAGGUGGUACUCUGUAUGUCAUGGACCUGUCUGUACCUGUGCAGUGGAUCUGUGUGAUGACGUCUUGUGCUUGCGGUUUAGAAACCACACAGUGCUGUGUUGUAAAUUGACAGUUUCUGUGUAAACUAUUAUUUAUAACCCUUGGCCCAUCUGUAUAAUUUUUCAUUUGCUACAUGGAUUGUAUAAUUAAUUAUAAAAUUAUAGUAUCUGCUAAACCCAAUUCUGAGGCUUCAUGUCAUUGUCUUUGGUUUGAUACCAGUCUGAGUCGUGAGGAUGCGCAGGCCUUGCACAAUACCAGUAGUGAUGUCGCCUGAAACUAAGCCUUAAUCAGAUAGUGAAUUUGUGCAUUUCAGAGUAUGCAAAAAACAAACAAACAAACAAAACAGAGUUUCAACUGUCAAGAUGCUCAACCCUAACUCUAACGUGUUCCCUCCGGAGUGAAGAGUGGGGAGUGAAGAGUGGAGUGAAAAGGGGCCGUUACCAGGGUUAUUUACUCUCCCUCUCGCCUGAGCUCUCCCAGGUGGCUUGAUGAAACCAAUCCUGUGCGUUUCUGUGGCAGUCUAUCUGGAGACCUUUGCAGGCUUAUCUUCAAAUGUCUGAUUCCUCUCUGCUCUGAGAUGAGCCUCGACUGCUGCGAGCACAGUUGGGGCAUAGCUUUCGCCACCCUGCUCAUCGGCCAAGCUCUCUGCAGUUACUGCCAGCUGCCAUUGCUUCUGCAUAGAUUACAACAGAGUUGUGUUUGGGUAAAAGCAUCUUCAAUCUUGAGGUAAAAUAGAGGGGACCCAGCUUUCUUUACAAUGUGGAUCUACCUCAGUUAAAUAGUUGGGUGCUAUUAAGUAAGUCUGUCAAAUUAAAUUGGAAAAAGUAACCAAACAGUGGGACAUAACUAACUCCACAUGAAACUUGAAAACAUCAUUUCCGUUUCUUUAAUAAUUUUUAUUUAUUUUGUGCCUUUUCUGUUAACCCUAAUGCAUUUCCAAGAUUCAGAAUAGUCAUUUUCUCUUGCAAAUGGGGAGCCCAACUGACCACACAAGUAUUCCAUCCAACUGCUACAGUGCGCUGGGAUCCUAACCUGCCCUCUCUGGGAACCGGGGAAAUGUGUCCUAGAGCAAAUGUCACAUCCCAGACCCCAGCUGGUUUGUGCAUGUAUUCACAGCUGUCACUUUAUUUCUGUGCCAUUUGAAGGGGCAACCCCGAAAACGGACCCCCAAGUACUUUGUGCUCUUUCAGCUGCCUGUGUCUCUCUUCUUUGGCAUGUUUUCUAUAAGACUUUCUUUCAUAAACAGCAAAUGGACUGUUGUCGAGCCCAUCUCCUGGUUUGCACGGUGAAGGUGCUUAACGCCAGGAGCAGAGGCGGGGGCAAGCUCGAGGCUGUCUGGAGGCCAGGCCAGAGGCGGGGAGGAUGCGUGUUCUGCGGCAGCCCGAGGUCUGACUGGUAAGGAAAUAGAUCGGAGAUGGAUGGCUUUUCAUGCCUUUAUAGUUGGCCGUUUACAACUUUUCCUACUACGGCAGCCUUUUCUGCCAUAAUUCUUUGGAGGCAACAUAAUAUUUUGGAGUUUUAUGAAUUUGAUUUUAUACCAAUAAGAGAUCAAAGUUUUAGGGGUCUUUCCUGUAGUAUAUAGUUUUAGUCUUUUGAAGAGAUCUCUGGAUUUUAGGAGAGAACCAACUGUACUUGGUGGUAGACCUCCAAAAGGUGAUCUGGGGAGCCCUGCCCCCUCCUUUCUCUGCUCCCCACCCCUUCCCUUUGUAGGAUCUCAAAAAAGGAAAACAAGAAAAAAAGAGAUGAUUCUAGUUAUAGAUGUGUGUGGGUUUUGUUUUUGUUUUUUUAACCUUCCAUCAGGUUGACACUUAAGCUAUAUUUUAUAGAAUAAAUCCCCCUCUAGUAUGCUGCAUAUGAAUAUGAAGCUCAGAGCUGUUGCACUUUCUCUGUAAUCAAUGCCCUACAACUGGCUUGCCGGAAGCAUUUUCUUUUAACCUAACGUGUACUUUGGGCAGGUGAUGAAAUUACAUGGGUACCUCAAGUCAAGACCUGCGCGUGCUGCAUUUGGAUUUUUUAGUUUUGUUUUGUUUUGCUUUUCUAUGUAUCGUUAUGUUUUACUUUAUUUUGUUCCGGUAUUAUGCUUUUUGGACCCUAGUAGUCUGUUGGAAGAAAAACCUAAAAAGUUAGUAUCCUUGUUUUCUCGCCCCUACAGUAUGUGGUUCUAAAGGUCAUCCUCCAUUAGGAAUCUUUCCCCAAGCAUACCUGAGGAAAAGGGUACUUCGCUUCUCAGCGGGCCGUGCCAUUGAGAUCUUUUGUGUUCAUGCUGCUUCGAUUCCCUUCUCCAUAUCACCUAAGGGUGGGUACCUCCAUUGCAAAGUUGUGGCAUCUUAAUUUUUACACACAGACCUCAUGGAUGUCCAUUGAGGAAGUAGCAUGACCCUAAAGACACUGGCAGCCUGGCCUGGAGGUGGCGGCCUUCGCAGCUUUCUCUCUCAGCACUCAGCCACACUGACCUGGUCGGGCAGUCUGCAUGGACAGGACAGCUCAGCUGGUGAAGAAAGCCGGAUGCUCAGACACUGCACGUCUCCUGUCCUGAUUAAGCUUAGCUGGGUCCUUUCUAGUCUGUUUUCACAGCUUCCUAGGUUAAAUAGUUUGCACUAUUUUUGCAAUAAAUCCAUGGGAAACCUAACAGCUACUUAUGUUGUUGUUCUUACUGUGUGUAUAAACUAACACUAAAGGUUUGGAAUAGUGUUUUUUUUUUUCCUCCCACCUCAUGUAGCCCCUUAACAUGCACAGAAUGCUGUAAAUCUGAUAUAUGAUGUGAAUGAUAUUUUAUAAAGUUAUUUUGUAUGGUGUCGAUUUGUUUUGCCGCAUAGUAUGUCAGCAAGAAAUAAAAUAAAAUUCCUUGUAUUUACAGC
Molecule: messenger RNA, 13671 nt
Organism: Rattus norvegicus (Norway rat)
Lineage: Eukaryota; Metazoa; Chordata; Mammalia; Rodentia; Muridae
Gene: Ago2
Product: argonaute RISC catalytic component 2
Biological process (GO): regulatory ncRNA-mediated gene silencing; negative regulation of translational initiation; miRNA-mediated gene silencing by mRNA destabilization
Cellular component (GO): RISC complex; P-body; nucleus
Molecular function (GO): endoribonuclease activity, cleaving siRNA-paired mRNA; RNA endonuclease activity producing 5'-phosphomonoesters, hydrolytic mechanism; siRNA binding
Source: RefSeq, marked validated